AUGAAGUUCAUUAAGGAAGAUAUGAAAGACAAAGAUCCUACCAGUAAAGGAAAUAAGUUCCAUAAAGAAGACAAGCACAUCACAGUGAGAGAUCUGUGGAACCAUUGGAAAAACUCAAAAGUAUAUAAUUGGACAGUGGAUGAAACGACAGACUGGUUAAUUAAUUUUGUGGAGUUGCCACAAUAUGCCAAGGUUUUCCAGGAAAACAACAUUCGAGGAGUUGGCCUACCCAGGUUGGCUGUGAAUGAGAUUCCUUUUAUGGUCUCAAAUUUGAAAAUCACUGACCGGAGUCACAGACAAAAGCUACAACUCAAGGCAUUGGAUGCUGUGUUAUUUGGAGCUCCGAUACGUCCGCGCCACAACUGGUUGAAGGAUUUUAUUCUUGCAGUUUCCAUGGUUGUUGGUAUUGGUGGCUGUUGGUUUGCAUACACACAAAACAGAAACUCUAAAGAACAUAUUGCAAAUAUGAUGAAGGAACUAGACAGUCUGCAUAGAGCUGAGGAAAGCCUGAUGGAAUUUCAAGCAAGACUUCAAAAAGCUCAAGAAGAAAAUCGAACUGUUGAAGUGGAAAAGCAAAAUUUAGAACAAAAAAUGAAAACAGAGAUAAAUGAUGCCAAGCGGGAGGCACAACGUCUGAGGGAACUACGCGAGGGUUCUGAGACUGAGCUCAGCCGGCUCAAAUAUGCAGAAGAGGAGCUUGUACAGGUUCGUGUGGCACUGAAGAAUGCAGAAAAGGAGUUGGAGGUCCGCAGUGCCUGGGCACUGCCAGAAACUCUGCAGAAAUGGUUGCAGCUUACUCAUGAAGUAGAGGUUCAGUAUUACAACAUCAAGAAACAUAGUGCUGAAUUACAACUCCAUGCUGUAAAAGAGGAGGCAGAGAAGAUUAAGAAGAAGCGUAAUACUGUUUUUGGAACAUUCCAUGUGGCACACAGUUCCUCUCUGGAUGAGGUUGAUCACAAAAUCCUGGAAGCAAAACAAGCGUUAUCGGAGGUGACGGCAGCCUUGCGGGAGCGGUUACAUCGCUGGCAGCAGAUUGAGAAGAUUUGUGGUUUUCCAAUUGUGCACAAUUCGGGAAUGCCAAGUCUGACCUCCGUUCUGUACUCUGAGCACAGUUGGGUCGUCAUGCCUCGGGUCUCUGUGCCACCAUAUCCAAUAGCUGGUGGAGUAGAUGACUUGGACGAAGAUACACCACCAAUCAUUCCGCAGUUCCACUCACUAGCUCAUAGUAAACUCAAUUACAAUUUACCAAAAAGCAGCAGUCAAGGACGCACCCGGAGGGCCAAUGUUAUUCCCUCUGGACUUCCGCCUUCCUUGCAAUCCUCCACUCCUGAUAUCUUUGUAACAAAUAGCUAUUCAACCCUUCGUACUGAGGAGGAUGAAGAUGCCAUAUUCUUCACAGCUGACAAGAACUGGGAUACACAGGAAACCGCUUCAGACUGUGACUCCUCUUUUGGGUCUUCAAAUGGAAAGAAGCUGUUUCUCUUAUCAAACUCUGAGGCUCUAAGUGAUGCUUCACGUAAAAUGUCCAAGAACUCCCUGGAUGACUUAUCCCUUGCUGAUUCAUCCGUGCCAUAUGAGCGGGUAGCUACAGCUCCGGAUUCUCUGGGCCCAGCAGAUACCAAGAGUAUGAUUGUGAGCUCGCUGAUGGCCACCAAGCCUGUUCGGAACGGUCUUGAGAAAUCCUACAGCAUGGGACAGCUAUCAGCAGCUCAGGACAGGCGUGUCUUAGAACUUUCCACAUCAAGCGCUCAGAAAAGCAUAACUAAGAGACAAACAGCAUCUCAAGAACUGUCUUCCUGUACAGACAGAGUUAAAAAAACCUCUAAGUUAAAAAAGAUCUUCAAGAAAAUGUCAAAAUAAUAAACGCCAAAGUGUGACAAUGGCGAAGCCUCAUUCAUUGUAACAUCUGUUUACGAAAGCUGCAUUUAGAUGUUACGCAGAGGGCUUUGGUUUCUGCCCGAGUUACAGUUGUAGAAAUUAAUGUUGCACUAUUACUUUCCUGAUGGGGGAAGGUACCUCUGAUUAUAUAGACAAUGUAUAAAUAUUUGUAGAGAAACUAAGCAGAUUCUAUGUUUUUACUGUUACAUGUAGAGCUUUGGUAGGAUUUUUAAGAAUUCAGAUUUCUAAUGACUUAAAAGAGCAGUGGAAUUUCUAACAGCAAGAAAGCAAAUUUUUCUUGUGAAACAAAUUUCUUAAAAGUUUUACAAACUUGCUGUACAAAUGAUUAAAAUGCCUGGCAGCCUC
Messenger RNA from Chiloscyllium plagiosum (whitespotted bambooshark), 2244 nucleotides. The record is from RefSeq and is a predicted model, not a curated record. NCBI's taxonomy places the organism in Eukaryota, Metazoa, Chordata, Chondrichthyes, Orectolobiformes, Hemiscylliidae.